This is a messenger RNA of Humulus lupulus (European hop), 2943 nucleotides long. RefSeq lists its product as uncharacterized. NCBI's taxonomy places the organism in Eukaryota, Viridiplantae, Streptophyta, Magnoliopsida, Rosales, Cannabaceae. The annotation marks the transcript as partial. The transcript has 2 exons. The record is from RefSeq and is a predicted model, not a curated record. Gene Ontology annotation, molecular function: zinc ion binding; nucleic acid binding.
GUAUGAAAAAUAUGGACAAGGCAUGGAAUUAAGUGUUGAAAGUGAGAUAUAGAAGGCAAAAUAGGUUAAGUAGUGGAAAAUAGUACAAUGUCGAUUACUAGUAUUUCGGUGUAAAAUUGAGUAUUUAUGGAUUUACCAAAUGUAAUCGAGGUAUGAUUAAGGUCUCAUUGAUGAUGUAAAAAUGGUUUUAGAACCAUUAGAUCAAUUCUUGAUGGGAGGUAUACAUAAUCAGUGGUAUUGAUGCAAAGUCAAAACGAGCUUAGCAUAAGUGCGCUACGCUCGAUCGGGUAAGCAUAACUAUUGGGUAUGAAGUCAUAUGGACCUAAGGUUUGGUAUGAGUGUUUUACACAUAAGGAUAAUAGGCCUAGCAGAUGAUUAAGUCGAAAUUAUUGAAGUGAUAAGGUUUUCAUAAGUCAAAAGGUGAAAUGAUGAGAUGAAAGGUGUCAACUUUUGACAAUAAGGCUAAAUCAUUGAAAAUAAGGAAUUUUCAUCAAACCUUAUCACUUUGCACGACCAUUAUUCUGAAAAACAGAGAGAAAAGAAAACCAAAAACCAUUUCUUGGCUGGUUUGAAGAAAUUCUAAGGAGAUCCAAGUGAAAGCAAAGCCAAAGAAGUAGAUUAAGCUUAGUUCUAGCCUUUUUAUGAUAUAUAAUAACACAGAUGGAUCAUGAACAUGGUAUGGGGGCUACUGAAGGCUCUUGCAGCAAUAAAUAUGAACAAGAAAUGGCUCAACUUCGAGCGGUGGUGAAUAGACAGGCUGAACAAAUUGAGAAGUUGUUAGCAGAACAACGACAAAGGCAAGCACCAACACCACCUACUGAAACUCCAACACCUCCACAAGCUCCACCUCCACAAGCUCCACCUGCAGUGCACCCCAUGGAACCAUUAUAUGAACGGUUCCGAAAACAACGCCCACCAGUAUUUGAAGGUAGCACUGACCCACUUGACGCACAAGACUGGAAGAGUUCUUUAGAAGACAUCUUUGAGUUCAUGCAACUAAGUGACAGGGAAAAAGUUUCUUGUGCUGCACAUACACUUAAAAAGGAUGCUAAGAUCUGGUGGAAAGUGGUUAAGCAGACUAGAGAAGUGAAUCAGAUGACUUGGGCAGAAUUUGAACUGGUCUUCAAUGAGAAGUUUUAUAAUGAAGCUGUGUUGACUGCCAAAGUAAGUGAGUUCACUAGAUUGCAACAGGGGAAUCUAUCAGUGGCUGAGUACGCCAGGACAUUUGACCGGUUAGCCAAGUUUGCACCAGACUUGGUUAACACUGAAACUAGUAGAGUGAAUCGCUUCCUGGAGGGUCUACAACCAGAAUUGGCUAGAGAUGUAGAUAUGGGACGUACAGGGCCUCUUUCUUAUGCUCAGGCUGUGGAGAAAGCUUUGAGAGCUGAACACAGAGAAGAAAAAAUAACAAAAGCUAAAGCUGCUACUAGCAUGCCUCGUAGAGACACUCCAUUCAACAAAGAACAAAGCCGCUUUCACAAUGACAACAAAAGAGGGGCCCAGAAUUUCCAAUUUAGACAAGGACAGAAUAAGAAAUUUAAAGGAGGUCAGCAAAACAGGCAACCUGGAUUCCAACAAAUGCCACGAUGUCAAACUUGUGGAAAGAAUCAUUUCGGGGAGUGCAGGCUUCUAACUAAGAGCUGCUUCAAAUGUGGCAAGGGGGAUCAUUUUAUCAAAGAUUGUCCAUUGAUGAAGAACCAACAAAUGAAGGAUGAACCUCAGAGGACAAAUGCUAGGGUGUUCACGAUUACUCAGGCUGAUGCUGAUACCAACAACUCUGUUGUGUCAGGUGAUAUUUUUGCAUCUGGUAUUCUCACUCAUGCAUUAAUAGAUUCAGGUGCCACGCAUUCAUUUGCAUCAUUGACAUAUGUAAAAAGGUUGGGUAGAUCGUGUGAAAAAUUGUCAGAAGUUUUUAGUACAAUGUUACCAUCUGGAGAGAUUCUGUAUUCUACUCAUUGGUUGAGGGGGGUUCCUAUUUGCAUUGAUGGUAGGGAAUUAUAUGCUGAUCUAAUAAUGUUAGAGAUGGCCGAUUAUGAGGUGAUUUUGGGUAUGGAUUGGCUUUCAAAGUAUAAUGCCACUAUUGAUUGUAGAAGGAAAACAGUGAUAUUUAAGCCUUCAGAGGAAGAUGAGUUUAUGUUUACUGGAGCGACAUCAAAAAGUUGCAUUCCAUUAAUUUCUGCUAUGAAGGCCAAGCGACUGUUGGAAAGUGGAUGUGUGGGUUAUCUCGCCAGUGUGGUUGACACGUAUAAGGAGCAAAAGUUAAAACCGGAAGAUGUACCGGUAGUUAGAGAUUUCUUAGAAGUAUUUCCAGAAGAUUUACCGGGAUUGCCUCCAGACAGAGAAAUUGAAUUUGUGAUUGAGCUACUUCCUGGUACAGCCCCUGUGUCCAAGGCACCUUAUAGAAUGGCACCAGCAGAACUAAAGGAAUUAAAGAUACAGUUGCAAGAACUCCUGGAUAAAAAGUUUAUCAGGCCUAGUUUUUCACCAUGGGGAGCUCCGGUGCUAUUUGUGAAGAAAAAGGAUGGGACGAUGCGAAUGUGUAUUGAUUAUAGAGAAUUGAACAAGUUGACAAUCAAGAAUAAGUAUCCACUUCCUAGAAUUGAUGAUCUUUUUGAUCAAUUACAAGGAAGAGGAGUGUUUUCAAAGAUUGAUUUGAGAUCUGGGUAUCAUCAAUUAAAGAUUAGAGAAGAGGAUGUACCAAAGACCGCAUUUCAAACUCGGUAUGGCCAUUAUGAGUUCCUUGUGAUGCCAUUUGGAUUAACUAAUGCUCCAGCUGCAUUCAUGGACUUGAUGAACAGGGUGUUUAAGGACAACCUUGAUAAGUUUGUAAUAGUGUUUAUUGAUGAUAUCUUGGUGUAUUCUCGAUCCCAAGAAGAACAUGAGGAACAUUUGAGGUUGACGUUGGAGAAAUUAAAAGAAAAACAACUCUAUGCCAAAUUUAAG